GCAAGCAGUCGGGCGAACAAGCCCGCAACGUAACCACGCUUCUUGCCGCGUUCGAAAAAAAGCCGCGAAUUUCAGUUUUUACGCGACAGUGACAGUUGUUUUUUUUUUUGUGGCCAGUGUGAAAUGUGUUGUGUUGUGCAUUUUUAAAUACAAAAAGUUUGAGAUCCGGAUGAGUACCAAAAGCUGAUAAAAUGGGUCACAAGCAAUACCGGGCGGUGGGGCAGAGCGCCCGAAACCGGCUCUUCGGUUUAAACCCACGGAUUUCAGGCGAUGAUAAGUCCGUACCACUUAGUAUGCUGAUCUCCCAACAGGGGAAACUUAAUCACGGUCGCCUAGCAGUCAUAACAUUUAGUAUUUGCACCGUGGUGCUCGGAAUAGUCCUGUCAUUUGUGCCAUGGCUAGAUUAUAUUAUAUUAAGGGAAUUACGCUUAUGGAAUGGAUCGCUGAGCUACAGUUACUGGCAAAGGCCAGGAGUGAUAAGAUUAACCAAAGUCUACAUCUUCAACGUGACCAAUCCGCAGGGGUUUUUGGAAAAUGGAGAAAAACCAAAGUUGAAUGAAGUCGGGCCUUUUGUCUAUAGGGAAGACAUGGAAAAGGUGAACAUAAAAUUCCACGACAACGAUACGGUGACAUAUCAACACAACAAAAUACUGCGAUUUGUGCCGGAACUCUCCGUGGAUAAGUCACAGAAACUGGUUGUGCCGAAUAUACCGCUUUUGACCGUUACGUCGUUCUCUCCAAACAUGGCGUCUUUCGUGUUUAAUCUUCUUGUCUCAGGGCUGUCUCUGACAUACCGAGAGAGAGCCAAACCCUUUGUCCACGUCACUGCUGAGGAACUGGUAUUUGGGUACAAUGAUCCGUUAGUCACAUUGGCACAUUAUUUCUAUCCAAAGGGCAAGCGACCUAACAGCCAAAUGGGAUUGUUAUUAGCGCGAAACGGUACACUGUCCGAAGUAUCAACGAUAUAUGCCGGUCAAGAUAUGAAGAAAUUCGGUUAUCUGGACAAGAUUAAUGGUCUGGACCACCUGCCACAUUGGAAGGAGAAACCCUGCACUAAUAUUAGGGCAUCUGAAGGAUCUUUCUUCCCCCCUCGGUCAGUCACUAAAGAAGACAUCGUUUAUAUUUACGACAAAGAUCUGUGCCGAAUCCUACCCAUGAAGUACCGUAAAGAUACGUAUAAAGACGGUAUCAAAGUAGCUUUAUACACACCUCCAGAGUCAACGCUAGAGAGUGCUGAACUCAACCCAGACAACAGAUGCUACUGCGAUGGAAAUCAAUGCCCCAAACGGGGACUGCAGAACAUCAGUCCUUGUCAAUACAAUGCACCGGUAUACCUAUCAUACCCACACUUCUACGAUGCUGAUCCAAGUCUACUUGAGGCGGUGGAAGGUCUCUCACCAGAUAAAGAAAAACAUGAAAGCUACUUUUUGAUACAGCCUAAAAUCGGAGUUCCACUAGAGGGUCAAAUUCGCGUGCAGCUAAAUUUGAAAGUGGACAGCGCUUCAAAUAUUCGCGUGAACAACAUUCACAAGUUUCCUGACAUGGUGUUCCCGGUGAUGUGGCUCCAAGAGGGCAUCGAAGAAGUAACAACACCAAUAUGGCGUUUGAUAUUCCUCGCCACUGCAUUUGGUCCAGUCUUCGCUCCCAUCGUAUCCUACUCUCUAAUAAUAUGCGGAAUCCUUCUCAUAAUCUACGUCUUUAUAAAAGCCUACAAGAAAUUUGUAAUAGGCCAAAACUCGAUCGAAAUAGUCGAACUUGGGCGCGAAACUCUCCGCCGUGGCUCAACUUUGAUCAUUAACGGAUCAAAACUAUUAAAUCACAAGGAAACGUCGUAUCAACCCUUACGAAAGUCAACUUCAACAACAAGUAGCGGUGAAGAAACGCUACAAGAGUUAACUUUUAUUGAUAAAUCGGAAAAUUUAAGUCAAAGUAUGGAUGAGUUAAAGAGCAUAUUGAAUAGGGAUUUUGUCAAGAGUAAUUUUAAUGAGGCCGAGCGGGAGUCGUUAAUACACGCAGAUAAUGCCUUUAUUUUAUCUGAACAUAGGCGAUAUAGUGUUUUUAAAAUACCGGAGAGUUUGAAGUGAGGUCGCUUUUGGGUCACUGAGUGAGGAGUUCAGAGAUUUUUGUAGAUGAACGAACUUAUUUAUUGAGAAAAAGGACGAUUUGUCGUAGUUCAUCUAAUUGUUACGGUGUGUCAAAAAUGUAGGUGUUAAAUCGUUAUAUCUGUUUCAUUGAUAAUUUUUCUUUUAAAGGCAAGUAAGUGAUUGACCUUUUUUGACACACGUCGACUUAUUGGUCUAAGGAUAAUUUGCAGUUGUUUCUUAGCACUAAGUAUGACUCCGGUUUGUCAAAAAUUUAUUAAACUUGAUACUUUCUCGAGUCUGAAGUUGACAUUAUUCUUGCAAUGUUACGAAAAAUAUGUUUAGAUCACAAAGCUUUACCUUUGAUUUGUUUAUUUUAAUUUCACAUGAAAAAUUUUUUUUAAAUUAAUUAUUUGCUAAUGGUAACACAGUUGUGACACUCCAUGGAAUUCUUAAUACCUCAGUGGCGAAUAAAAAGCGUGAAAAGUGAAUUACCUCACUGACUGAACAGAUUCCGAUUUUAAAGGAAUCGACUAGUUUUUAAUAUAGCUUGCUCAACAGUAGUCUGGCCUUAGAUUAGUUAAUAGUAUGUAAAUGGCCCUUUUCUAUCUUAUAUAUUAAACUCAGUGCCUUAAAAGACAACCUUUGACACUAAAGUCAAUUAUUUAUUUUAAACAACCAACAUGUCAAAGUCAUAACUCUUAACGUCGUUUGAACACCUUUGCGAAUAUGUACGUAAUUUGAAAUACGUUUGAGUUCAAUUAGCAAUAUAAAGAAUUUUGAAAUGGAAAUCCUUUGCUGAAAAUUAUUCUUUUUUCUUGGAAAAUCUUGGAAAUGGGGGCCAACAUAAGAUUUUGGACCUACAGCGUAGGUAGAAACAUUUUCUAUAAUGUCAACUUUAAAAUGAACACUUUACUUAAUUUUUUUAUUGUUUCUCAUAUUACGAACUAUAACAGUCGGUGUAGGUCCAAACAAACCUCUAAAAACAAUAUGACAAUAACUUUGUUUGUACAAAAGUUCAAUAAUUGUCAAACUUUAAAGUAUAAUUUGGGAUUUAAUAACAAUCGUAAUUUAACAUUCAAAGUUUGACAAUUAUAUAUAGGUGUAAAAUAUUAUCUGUAACAGAAUUUCCUGUGAUGUUACCAACAUUAAAAAUCCAAAUCAUUUUUAGAGGAAUAGUUAUUUUAUACUAGUCCUGUACAUAUUUAAGUAUUGUGGUAACGCUGCAUAAUGAAUAUAAACAUUUAGCUCGACAGAUUAGGAUCUACUAUCGAUACGAUAUUUGGUUCAUACCAUAUAUACCUACCUACCAAAACAGGUAAUCAAUUUACCACGCAAAAAUUAGCAUUGCAGGGUUACCAACUUAAAAAUUUUGGUGAUGGAUGUCUAGUUCUAGAAGAUAUUGUCUGUGCCCACGGUAUAAGGAAGAUUAUAUACCUAUUGUACUUAACUGUUUAAUAUAUACGAUAUGGGAUUAGAAAUUAUAUGCAAUUUAAUUGCCAUUAAUUGUUACCAUAAAUGAAAUUUUAUUUAAAUAUUUUGGGACAUUGAAUUUUAUAUUUUAAUACGUAUUAUAGUAUAGGGACAAAACUAAUAAAUUAAUUUUGAAGAAAUAAUUGUAACUUUAUUAGUUUUUCCCUCUACACAUUAAUUAAAUGUUACCUAAAUAAUAUACCGAAUGAUUAAUAUAAGAAUUUUAUUUUGGAUUUAUAUAGUUAGUAAAUAAUAUAAGACUUCGUAAGAGAUCGUAAAAGCAGACCACAGAAAGAUAAUUUGCGAGUCCUCUAAAAUUCCCGCCAAUUUAAAAGGCGAAGAUAAUCUGUGGUUCUCGGACCAAUCUUUGGAAACUGUCUAUUCUUUUUGUAUUAAUUAAAUUAUUCUUGCCUCCUUGAAUAAUCGUCCAAGCCUAUUGAAUAUUGCCAGUGUAUUCCAGUUAGUAUUUUAGACGAUUUAUAUAAACCAUGUCACAAAUGUUUUUAAACUAUUAUAUUAUGCACUCGAAUCUCAUAUCUUGUCUUGUUAUAAUUAUUUCCUAUAUUUGCGAAUAAUGGUUGAUUUAUCAAACACGUAAACAUCGUAUGAAGAGGAAAUCAAAAUUAAAUCUCGUUAUAAUUUUCAUUGUCUUAGCAGCGAAACUGUGUUCUGUUUCGAAACGACGCUGAUUUCCCAGUAAUCAAAUCUAAAACGUGAGAUGAUAAUUAUAUCCUAUAAUAAUUGAUUGAUAUUUCUUAAACGAUUGAUGAAUCAACCACUGUUGUCACAAAUUGCUCAAUGAAUGUGUGUUGAAUGUUUGUAUGUAAUAAUGAAAAGAAGCUCAAUUUUAAUUAGCUUUAAAGCCGAAGACUUAGAAAUACAUUCCAUUAUGAACUUUAUCGGAUGGGCGUAAGGACUAAUAUUGUAAAUAAUUUACACUUUUGUAUCCAACUUCGUUUAUAAUAAAAUAUUAAGUGGAA
This is a messenger RNA of Pieris napi, 4534 nucleotides long. RefSeq names its product scavenger receptor class B member 1 (gene dsb). The record is from RefSeq and is a predicted model, not a curated record. Bases 192 to 2084 code for a protein of 630 amino acids. Gene Ontology annotation, molecular function: scavenger receptor activity. The transcript is spliced from 13 exons. Gene Ontology annotation, cellular component: membrane; cytoplasm. NCBI's taxonomy places the organism in Eukaryota, Metazoa, Arthropoda, Insecta, Lepidoptera, Pieridae.